AUGGCAACAUGCCGUCUCUUGCAUAAAGUGGCUUGGGAAACUCUAGAGUUUUUAGGGGACAGAGUACUUACGUAUUGUCUCUUUAAAAUAACGGGACCAAAAUAUCUUAAAGACCACUAUGCGGAUACGAUUGGAUUAAGUAUAAGACGUAUUACUACAAAUAAAAUUUUGGCUGCAUAUUCUAUCAAACUUGGUAUACAUGAAUCUAACGGUAUGACAUGCUCAGAAAUAAAGAAGCGUCAUGCUGAUGCACUUGAAGCAUAUUUCGGUGCAUACUAUCUGACAGAUGGGGAAAUAGCCACUUGUAGGUAUCUUGAUGAUUUAAUGACCCCAUUAUUAGAUUUAAUAAUUGAUGGUAUUGCAUCAGGAAAUAAAGGAAUAGAUAAUUCAUAUAAGAUAGCUGCUGAAUAUUUUGCGAUGCCAUGGAUUCGAAAUUGCAAAC
Dentiscutata heterogama is the source of this 442-nucleotide messenger RNA. The record is from the annotation of a GenBank genome assembly. Lineage: Eukaryota; Fungi; Glomeromycota; Glomeromycetes; Diversisporales; Gigasporaceae.